This is a messenger RNA of Daktulosphaira vitifoliae (grape phylloxera), 1210 nucleotides long. RefSeq lists its product as uncharacterized. The coding region runs from base 204 to 725 and encodes 173 amino acids. The record is from RefSeq and is a predicted model, not a curated record. The transcript has 3 exons. NCBI's taxonomy places the organism in Eukaryota, Metazoa, Arthropoda, Insecta, Hemiptera, Phylloxeridae.
AGAACGAACGAUUAUUAACACUGAACCGAGAAAUUACUAAAGGAUUAAUUCUGACAACUACGAAAGGAAAUAAAGUUAUAAGGAAUGUGAUAAAAUAUUGUCAACAAAAAAUUAUAGAAAAGGAAGAUUUAAUAAAUGGAUACAUUAGCACCGAAGAAGUCAUAUACAUAAUAACCUCAUUUAUUGUUCCACUGACCACAUUGAUGAAAGGAGCCAUGGAUUCUUUGGAUUUAUUACAUAACUUCCCAUGGGUAACAUGUUUGAAAAAUAUCUACAUGAUAAGUCCUUUGUUAGGAAGUAUAGAAAAUAUUCAUAACAUUUUGAACGAAAAACCUCUAUCACGUGAUGAUAUUUCUACAUACAUUUGGACAUUAAAUACUGUAGAUGAUUUUUUUCAAAACAUGAUAAAAUUUGUCAACUAUGAAACUCGAUGUUAUUGUGAAUUUGUACCGUAUGAUACGAAUUAUUUAUGGAAUGAGUGGAGUCAGGAACAUAAAGCUAUUAUGGACCAGGGCAUAACAUUAGUAUUUAUCACAGUCUUGAAGAAAAAAAUGAAAGAUUAUAUCAAAACAGUAAUUAUAGAAAAGUAUUUCCAACUGGGAUUUAAAUUUGAUCCAAUUACUGAAGAAACGUUUGUAGCUUCAUUAGAUGACCCAAUUGAGCUAGAAUUGGAAUUGGCAAUAGAUGAAGAACUUCCAACAGUACUAAAAAUAGAAAAUAAUUAAAAGUUGUAACCGCAUCCUUAAUACCAGGCAUUCCUUGCAUCACCUCAUCAAUCUCUUUCCAAAACUCAUUCAUAUUUUUCAUCACACUCUAGUUGUGGUGCAUAAGUACUUACUACAUUCAACUCUUUUCCCUUGAAAAUUAAUUUUUCGACUAUGUUUCCUACACACAACAAAUAUUAACUUUUCUCCUCUUCAAAACUUCAGGGAUGGGACAUUCCGUCUGUGUUCUGUUCAGAAUUCCUCAUAAAUUUUGACGAAAUUUUACACAGGCUGUCGACCUGACGCCACAUAAUUAGUCACCACUUACAACUCACAGAGUUGGAAGAUUUCUUAUUCCCUUCUUCAGCGAAAUAUCAAAAAUAUUUAUCUAUUAUUAAUAAAUGUUGAAUAGAAUAAAUACGGGUUUUCUGACAUUUUAUUGAAUUAUAUUUUAACUUAAAAAUUUCAGUAAAAAUCAUAAUUAAUUAAUUACUAAAUUUUUUCAU